AUGGGACUACAGGCACUUUAUCCAACGCUACCCCUCAGAGAUGGAGAUAUUCGCCUUCUCACUAUUCUCCCCGAUGAAUGGACAGCUGAUAUCUACUGCAAGAUCAGUGUUGUCUCCCUCAGCGAUACUCCAGAGUAUGUUGCUCUCUCAUACGUCUGGGGAGAAACUUUUCAAGAUGGUACCUUGUACAUCAACGGCUAUGAGCAACGUAUCGGACGUAGCCUAGAGACCGCUCUCCGCUACUAUCGCCGAGCUGGAUGGAGCAUGCCGCUUUGGGCCGAUGCUGUCUGCAUUGAUCAGGAAGAUGUAGCGGAGCGCUCUUCUCAAGUAUCAAUCAUGGAUCGUAUCUACUCGUCUGCCGCCACGGUGUUUGUCGUUCUCGGAGCUGGCAUUGAUCUGGCCGCUAACGAUUAUUUCGCAAAAGUGAAAGAGUUGCACAAAUUUCGCUUCUGUGUCUACGGCCAGAGGUAUUUUGAAGCAGUUUCGCCCCCAGCAUGGGACGAAAGCAACUCUGAAAGAUCGCUUGAUGAUGAUAAGAAGAGUUCGAUUCUUUUUUCUUUCCUGGAAAGAGCUGUCACCUUUAAGAUCAAUGAGCAUCUGAGCACUGCACCGCAAUGGGGAGGGACAUUUGAAGGAUCAGAAGAGUCCCAAUAUCCCUGGCAGACACUGAUUCAAACGUUUGAAGAAUUCACUCGGGAAUCAUGGUGGGAUCGCGUAUGGACCCUACAAGAGAGCGUGGUUGGCUCUUCACCCAUAUUCAUCUAUCGAACGACCGCAGUACCAUGGGCCAUGAUAAAGGAGGCAGCUCUCACCGUGCGUGCUCAUAUAACCGACUGCUGCGGCUCAUAUCUAGCCAACGAUGCUCCACCAAGAUAUGCCUCUGCUGUGAAGCUUCUGCUUGCUCACGUUGACAACAUCGAGAAGACACGGCAAAUAUACGCAAAGCUCCGCCAUGGCAUCAAAACUGAUCAGCUUGUUUUGACGUCGCUGUUCCCAAAACAAGAUUUUGAGGGAUCAGUAGCAGUUGAAAUUGCCGGGAACCUUGAUUCAUACCUCCUCUACAGAUAUCUCUGCAUGCAUAAUAGACGAGAUGCCACCGAUGCUCGGGACAAAGUCUAUGCUCUUCUGUCUCUCAUAAAGCUUGGAAACAGCCCCUCUUUCAUUUAUCCCGACUAUGGUAAGGGGCUAGAAGACGUCUAUAUCACUGCAGCAAGGAUGAUUAUCCAAGAAUCUGGCUCACUUGACCUCUUGUCUGCAGCUGGUCGGUUGCGGAACGAUAAGUUGCCUUCCUGGGUGCCAGAUUGGUCUAUCAGGAAUGAGUUCAAUGAAGACGAAACUCAGAUAAAUGCCUUGUUGAUGUAUGAUGCUACUUUGGGAACAAAAGCCGCGGUCAAAUUUCCAGAGAACAACAACACACUACUCGAGGUAGAAGGCAUCGUCCUAGACGAUGUCGCAAUUCUUGGUUAUACGGUCUCAGAAGGGUCUACUGAUGAGGAGAUGUGGCAAACAAUCUUCCACUGGAUGCAACUUGCCCAUAGUCAUUCCCCAAACACGAAAUGGGUGGACUUUUGCAGGACUAUCUGCACCGACUUGAGCAUAUGGCCCGGGGACCAAGUUUUCCGUCGCAUGGGUCCUUUGACUAAAGAAAUGAUACAAUCUCUGAUGCCGUGGCGAAACCCAAUCUCUGGGAGAUUUACCAAAGAUGUUCCUCCAGAGGAUCUUAUACAAUCAUCAGUGGAACAAAUGCAGACUUGGUUCUCGGUUUGGCAUACUCUUAUGGGAUGGCAGGCGCAGCGAGGCAUGAGAUCUGCAGCACCAUCCCCGACGUUGACAGACUCUUUAAAAAUCACCACCUCUCUCAAGAGAUUUGUGAUUUCAUCAAAAGGAUAUAUUGGGCUUGUCCCAUAUAAUUCGGAAAAGGGUGAUGAAAUCGUUUUCUUCAAGGGGUGUCGUUUUCCGUGUGUAGCACGGCUGGUUCCUGGGUCGGAUACGAAGAUGAAGCGGCUCAGGGUGAUUGGACCGUGUUAUAUUGAUGGUUUCAUGGAUGGACAGAUUGUUGCUCACGCAAUAAAGCAUGAAGGUGAUGAAAAAGGUAAUUGGGACAUGAUGAUUGUAUGCUAA
Molecule: messenger RNA, 2121 nt
Organism: Trichoderma harzianum CBS 226.95
Lineage: Eukaryota; Fungi; Ascomycota; Sordariomycetes; Hypocreales; Hypocreaceae
Exons: 1
Coding region: 1-2121 (706 amino acids)
Source: RefSeq, a predicted model, not a curated record